Molecule: messenger RNA, 1193 nt
Organism: Drosophila sechellia
Lineage: Eukaryota; Metazoa; Arthropoda; Insecta; Diptera; Drosophilidae
Gene: CAH14
Product: Carbonic anhydrase 14
Exons: 2
Coding region: 203-1090 (295 amino acids)
Cellular component (GO): cytoplasm
Molecular function (GO): zinc ion binding; carbonate dehydratase activity
Source: RefSeq, a predicted model, not a curated record
GUCAUUUUCGCCCGUCAGCCAAGAAACUAUUGUCAAAUUGAAACUUUCACUAUUUUUCGUUCGAAUUGUUGUUUCGUGCUAAAAGCUAUCGAAUUCCAAAAUAACGCAUUGAUUUGCUAAUUCUGUUGGAGCGAGGAGAGCAACUCUACUCCACAGUUAACCAACCACUUCCACUAUCUGACAUUUUCAAUUAACUGAUAGAAUGUUGUUACCGAUGAUAGACUUAUGCUGGCUGAAGUUCAUCAGAGCAUUUGGCCUGAUGAUGCAACUGGCGGAGGAAUCGAGGCUCAUCAUGAUGCUAAUCAGCUGCACGAUGGCCGUGGCCUUUAUCGUGAAUGUUUGUUCGGGAAGAACCAUUUUUCAGGAUUUGUGUAAUGCAGUGGGCAGCAGGAGACUCGAAACGAACCUGGCCAUGCAACCUUCGCCAAUUACUAUACCGGUGAGCAAUAUUAUCAAAAGGCACCUAAAGAUGCCCUUACAAUGGACGUACUACGAUGAUCUUCCGAUGGCGACUGUUCUGAAGAACAACGGGAGCACUGUGAUCAUGCGGAUAUACACUGCGUACAAUUUUAUGCCCCAGCUCAGUGGGGCUAAUCUGCUUGGUAGAUACCACUUUGUGGAGGCGAUCUUCAAGUGGGGCAGCCUCAAAUCCGAGCAUUCGAUUGACAAUUAUCACUUCUCCCUGGAACUGCAGGCACUUCAUCGAUGCGCCCAGCUGGAGAACAACUUGGAAUACCUCACCCUGUCCUACCUAUUUGAACUGAGUUGCGUCAAGAACGAGCACCUCAUGGAGGUCACCGAUCAGCUCAAGUGGAUCUCGCAGCCAGGAUCAUCGAUGGAGCUUCCCCCCUUCCACUUGGGGUCACUACUUCAACCAUUCGGAUCUGAUUACUUUUCCUACGAAGGCACCUACGACAACGGAGACGUCGUUCUGCCCACCACCUGGCUGAUAAGCCGCAAUAUAUCCGUGGUCAACUGGCGUCAGCUGGGCGAGUUUGAGGCACUGUACGGAAGGAAUGGCAACAGGAACUGCAAAAAUGGUCGGGAGCAACAGGCCUUGGGCAAUCGUAAUGUGUACCUUAAUAUGUAAUACCUUAAUAUCUAUAUCAACACAAUCACAUUGCAAUGUAAAGAAAUGUAAAAACAAAAUGAAACCGUUCCAUUUGAUUGCCAAUAAACCUAUUAUAUAUGUA